Brachypodium distachyon (stiff brome) is the source of this 1591-nucleotide messenger RNA. Its product is annotated as DNA repair protein RAD51 homolog B. Lineage: Eukaryota; Viridiplantae; Streptophyta; Magnoliopsida; Poales; Poaceae. Bases 59 to 1099 code for a protein of 346 amino acids. The record is from RefSeq and is a predicted model, not a curated record. Gene Ontology annotation, biological process: double-strand break repair via homologous recombination; DNA recombinase assembly; reciprocal meiotic recombination. Gene Ontology annotation, molecular function: DNA strand exchange activity; double-stranded DNA binding; ATP-dependent DNA damage sensor activity. Gene Ontology annotation, cellular component: condensed nuclear chromosome. The transcript is spliced from 9 exons.
CCACCUCUCAGCUCACCUCCGCAUUCAGUAUCCCUCAGCCCGCUGCAAGUAGGUCCCCAUGUCGUCAUCGGCGGCAGCGCACCAGAAGGCGACCGCGGCGGCGGCGGCGGCGGCUCCCGCCGAGGAGGAGGAGGCUGGGGGGCCUUACCCCAUCGAGCAGCUCCAGGCAUCUGGAAUAGCCGCAGUCGAUGUGAAAAAGCUCAAAGAUGCUGGUCUGUGCACAGUGGAGUCUGUUGUUUAUUCUCCAAGGAAAGAUCUUCUGCAAAUUAAAGGAAUUAGUGAAGCCAAAGUCGAUAAGAUAAUUGAAGCAGCUUCGAAGUUGGUUCCACUGGGAUUUACUAGUGCCACCCAACUUCAUGCACAGAGGCUUGAGAUUAUCCAAGUUACAACAGGAUCAAGAGAACUUGAUAGAAUAUUGGAGGGAGGAAUAGAAACAGGGUCUAUCACAGAGCUUUAUGGUGAAUUUCGAUCUGGGAAGACUCAGUUGUGCCACACUCUAUGUGUCACAUGUCAGCUCCCAUUGGACCAAGGUGGUGGUGAAGGAAAGGCUCUCUAUAUUGAUGCAGAAGGCACAUUCAGGCCACAAAGACUCCUCCAGAUAGCAGACAGGUUUGGCUUGAAUGGUGCUGAUGUUUUGGAGAAUGUAGCUUAUGCCAGAGCAUAUAAUACUGAUCAUCAAUCAAGACUUUUGUUGGAAGCAGCUUCCAUGAUGGUGGAGACAAGGUUUGCACUCAUGGUUGUAGAUAGUGCCACUGCCCUAUACAGAACUGAUUUCUCUGGUAGAGGGGAGCUAUCAGCAAGGCAAAUGCAUCUAGCCAAGUUUCUGAGGAGCCUUCAGAAGUUAGCGGAUGAGUUUGGGGUGGCAGUGGUAAUUUCCAAUCAAGUUGUGGCCCAAGUGGAUGGCGGUGCGAUGUUUGCUGGGCCACAGAUCAAACCCAUUGGCGGGAACAUCAUGGCUCAUGCUUCCACAACGAGGCUUUAUCUCCGUAAGGGAAGAGCGGAGGAGCGUAUCUGUAAAGUGGUAAGCUCUCCCUGCCUGGCUGAAGCUGAAGCAAGGUUUCAGAUAUCACCUGAAGGCGUCACAGAUGUGAAGGAUUGAAAGUGCUAUUUGCUUGUCCUGGGAUACAUGCCAAUGCUCCUAUCCAUCUCCAGCCUGCUGAUUGCAUCUUCAGUAACAGAUGCUAGCUUGUGCUGAUGCAGGCCCUUCUGUACAGCAACCACCUGCGUGCAGAGGCACCGUAGGUAAUAGGGUUCCCCUGGAUGGAAAUGGGUUGGCAGAGAGAAAAUGUGAUGUGCAGUUAAUCACCCCUAAUAGAUGUUUUCUCAUCUUGUUCCUCAUUGUCAAUGUAGUGCAACACUUGCAUCAAGCAGCUAUUCAAAUUUGAGUGGCCCAAUGAUCCUCCCUCAUUUGAUCAGCUUAUGUAUUUUUUUGUUUUGACCAACAAAAACAGCUUACUAGUAUGAACUUAUGUUUCCAUUUGACCUUGCCCAUAUCAUAGGUUUUAGCAUACACUGUGAUUAAGGUUGGUAUGGUCAGGGUUGAUGGACCAGAAAAUGCAAUUAUCCUAAAAGGUGUAGGUAGGCCCCAGAA